Molecule: messenger RNA, 2658 nt
Organism: Dioscorea cayenensis subsp. rotundata (Guinea yam)
Lineage: Eukaryota; Viridiplantae; Streptophyta; Magnoliopsida; Dioscoreales; Dioscoreaceae
Product: protein trichome birefringence-like 1
Exons: 7
Coding region: 1592-2218 (208 amino acids)
Cellular component (GO): Golgi apparatus
Molecular function (GO): O-acetyltransferase activity
Source: RefSeq, a predicted model, not a curated record
CAUGUCGGGAAGGCCCCAAGGGCCAUAGAUGUGUGGUUGUAGGCAUGAGCGAUCUCCUCGCCUGCUUUCUUGGUGGCAGCGUACAGACUAUGGCUGGCUGAGGGGAGGCGGAGCGGGCGGCGAGAUGGAGACGUGAGUGAAGGGGACGACGAAAAGCUUGCGGAAGAGAUCAGGAUCGUUGGUGUCGCCCUCGACGACGAAGACCCCCUCGUCAUCGAGGAGGGCUUGGCGGGAACGUUUCAGGGAAGUGUCGUAGUAGUCGUUGAAGUUAUCAAGGCCGAGGAGCCCCAGGGGGUGAGGCUGGAGGUGGAGAGGUGGCGGCGGGAAGAGAUUGAGGGAGAGUAGCGGCGCGGGAAGAUGAGUAGCACGAUGGUGAGAAGGGAGAAGCAUAUGAGUACCCAGAAGGCGAGCUGGUGGUUGUGGAUCCAGCGCUGGAAGAUGCGGCGUUGGUGAUAGGGCUUAUCGGUCUUAAGCUUCCCGGCGUCGAGGGCACGCCGUCCAUGGCCAACGAUUUGAGCAAAAGAGCUUUAGAAGUUAAAACAAAGAAAGAGAACAAAACUACAAAACAACAGAAAUCCAAAAGAAGAGAUGACAACUGGCGCAGAUCUCUUCUAUCCAAUUUGGACGAUCCAAGCCUUUGAAGAAGAGGAAUAGUUGUUGGUUAAGGCUUCCAUAGGCAGCUAGUUCAUCAGCAAUGGCGUUGUCCUCUCUUGGAAUAGUAGUAAUGGUUUGUCUGAGAAGGCUUUCAUCAACAGCUUUAGUUUUUGGAUCAACUAGUUUGGUGGUCUCCAGGCAAUGCAGGGGUGUAGGUUUUGAAUUAACUGAGCGACCCCUGGACAGUCACAGCAAAUUUUAUCUGAAUUCCACUUGUUUUCUUUGCACAUCUGAAGAGCUUGGCAAAUAGUCUCAAUUUCAUCAUUGAUGGGAGAGGAAUGGCUGGAUUCCGAACACCACCUCCUUGAUUUGGUGGUCCAAUUUGCUGAGGAGAGUAACCCCUUGUUUGUAACACUACUGAGCAGGGAGAUGAGGCCCACCGGAGAAUCUCUUCUUGAAACUGAAAAACAAGAAAGCAGUUUCUGCCAUAUCUUUUGAUAUGGGGAUCUUAACAGGACAACAACUGCUUUGGAUUGUUAGGAGUUGGAAUAAAGGAACUAAGGUGUCCAAGCUGCAGUUGCAACGACUAAUGCAGAAACAGAGGUGGUCCAGCCACCUGGUCUACAAAAGCUUGUUGAUACUGAAAUAUGCCAGUGACCCAUACAAUAUUUGUCUUUGUUAUCUACUAGCACAGCAAAACUCUUUAAAGCCUUUCUAUUCUGUUUUACAGUCAUUUCUCCAUUCCUAGGUAUUCCUCCAUUGAGGACUUCGCAUCCAUGUAGAGCAUUGCGUACUGAAGUUGAUUCCAUGCAUCUAGUACUCCAGGAAGGCAUCAGUAUAUGCAGUCUUGGACAUCCCCGCGCUUCCUCAUCUCCUUCGGUUUAGUGUAAACCGAAAGAUGCCCAUCUUUUCGGGGAUUAGUCAUUGAUAUUCAUGAAGAUGACCGGUGUCCGCAUUUUACCGAUUACAGACUCAAGGGCAGUCAUCACUUUUGGGUAUGCCCCCAGAAAUGACCUAUUUAGGACAGGUUAUCUCUCACCGUCGCACCUGCCGCUGGAGUUUUGGUGGCCACCCCUGUAGAAGAAGUACAUGGUUAGAUGGGAAAAGGUUGCUGGAGAUUUUGAACGGAAAGAGGCUUGUAUUUGUAGGAGACUCACUGAAUCAGAAUAUGUGGGCAUCUCUCGGUUGCAUAUGUCUGGCCUCCUUGGAACACAAAGAUCAUGCAUUUGAGGUCCCAAGUUGGCAUGAGUAUAUCAGGAAGAAAAGUUUCCGUGCUGUUCAUUUUUUUGAUUACAACUGCUCCAUAACCUCCAUUGAAUAUCAUCUACAGCAAGUUGAGCGGUUUGUGAGAUUGGACCUCAUUUCGGAGGCAGCCAAAUAUUAUAAGACAGCAGAUAUCAUUGUGUUCAAUUCCGGUCAUUGGUCGACAGAUGCAAACACCAACCGAGGGCAAGACUUCUUUGUGGAAGCCGAUCACAUCUACUCACACCUGGGUCAAACUGAUGCCUUUGUGCAGGCCUUGCAAAAGUGGUGGUUGACUCUUCCAUUGAUGCCGCUAGGACUAAAUUUUUCUUUCUCGGAUACCGUUCUUCACACUAUAUGGGUGGCCACCAAAACUCCAUAGGCAGGUGCGACUGUGAGAGAUACGUUGUCCUAAAUAAACCAUUUCCGGGGGAAUGCCUAAAAGUGAUGAUCGCUUUUGAGUCCGUAAUCGGUAAAAUGCGGACACCGGUCAAUUUUCUGAAUAUCACAGCGAAGAUUAAUCCCCGAAAAGAUGGGCAUCCUUCGGUUUAUAUAAAACCGAAGGAGAUGAGGAAGCGCAGGGAUGUCCAAGACCGCAUAAAUUGGUGCUUUCCUGGAGUACUAGAUGCAAGGAAUCGACUUUUGUACACAAUGCUCUACAUGGAUGCAAAGUCCUCAAUGGAUGAAUACCUAGGAAUGGAGAAAUGACUGUGAAACGAAUAUUGUGUGGAUCACUGGUAUACCAUAUUUUUUGAAUUGGUUGGAUUUAAAGUUUUUUAAAUUGUAUUGUGCUUAAAUCUAAAUCUAAUUAAUUGAUUUUGU